Cyclocybe aegerita is the source of this 2391-nucleotide messenger RNA. NCBI's taxonomy places the organism in Eukaryota, Fungi, Basidiomycota, Agaricomycetes, Agaricales, Hemipholiotaceae. The record is from the annotation of a GenBank genome assembly.
AUGCCUGCUAUACCUAAAACCGGACCGUCGCUCUUCCUGGGGAUCGAGCUGGGUGUAGACCAGCUGCGGGCGUCCAUCGUAGACGAAAGCCUUGAGCUUGUGGGUGUGGAGUGCGUCGACUUUGAUACUGACCUGCCGGAGUACCAAACACAAGGAGGCAUUUUCACGACGCCCGGGGAGGCCUACACGACGCCAGUGGAGAUGUGGCUCAAGGGACUCGAUACCCUCCUCGAAAAGCUUCACAGAAAUUACGACCUCACGAAAAUAAAGGCGAUUGGAGGCACUGCCCAGCAUGCUCUUGUCUGGUGGAAAUCGACGACGGUCCCCUCGCUGUCCUCUCUGGAUCCACAUGUUCCACUUCAUCAACAUUUCCCCUCCCAUACCUUUUCUCUUCCCAAUACCCCCGUCGCGCAAGAUACCUCAUCCCAAACCCAUGCUCUCGCCAUUGAGUCAUUUCUCGGAGGCCCCGAUCGCAUGGCUGCCCGGGUAGGGAUCUGCGCCAACCCUUCCAUGAUAUCCGCUCAGCUUCUCCGCGUGCGUGAAACUUGGUCGACUGAAGUCUGGGCCCGGACAGGACGCAUUCAGCUCGCAAGUGCCUUCUUAGCCAGUGUUUUUACUGGAAAAUGGACAAGCAUGGGCGAGCCGGAAGCUUGCGCGAGUGGUGCCUGGGUACACGGUGCCAAUACUGUCGCUGGAAACGGACAAGGCUACUGGGACGAGAGCGUGCUUGAUGUGGUGGGAGGGAGUCGGGAAGAUGGUAGACGAGUCAGAGGGUGGCUGGGUGACGUGGACGUCUCUGGGGGUUCAAGGAAAAUAGGAAAUGUCUCGAGAUACCUUGUAGAGCGCUAUGGUUUCGAUCCAGAUUGCAUGGUGGCGCCUUUCACGACCGACUUCCUGGCCUCUUAUCUCUCCCUACUCCCGUCCGCCGGCGAUGCGGUUCUUUCUUUCGGUCCUAUGGAUACAUUACUCGCACCCGCACAGCAUUAUAUUCCUACCCGAUUUUAUAAUCUACUUCCACAUCCUGCCCAAGAUUUAAAUGAAAAGCGGAAAUAUAUCGCCGUGCUUUCCAGCAGGAAUGCUGAUGUGCCCCGGGCGCUGGUGCGCGACAUGUAUACCAAGAGUUGGAGUGCUUUCGACCGCCUGGUCGCGAUUGUGCCUCCAGGUGGCUCUAUUGGGCUCGAUGAUAAACUGUUCAGUUUCUGGCACUUACAACCAGAUUCAUACCCUUUUACACGCGUCAAGGGCAUUUACCGUUUCGAGACUGGGAUCAAAGUGAACGAAUUCCGAGAUCUGCGUGCCAACCCUCGCUGUCUCCUGGAGAGCCAGCUUCUGUCCUUCCGUAUUAAGUGGGCAAAAGUGGUCUCGACAGGUGUCCUCGGGUCAAGAAAAGGUGGCGUGAGUCCAACUCCACCCCCUCUAUCAGGACGGACAAGCAACUCUCUGUCGAGUUUGGGUCUCUCGUUUGAUCCAUACGACCCCACAACGCUACCGACGAGGAUUCUAACCACCGGUGCCGCUGCCAACUUCCCGAGUGUUGCGAAUCUCGUCGGCGACAUCUUCAACGCGCCCAUCUUCGCCACCUUCACACAGGUAGAUUCUGCUCAAGUUAUCCCACACCGGAAUGCUCCUGCACCGGGAUUCCCUAGCCGGCCGGCCCUUGGGAGCGCGUACGUUGCACGCUGGAUAUGGGGCCGCGAGUGGGGUGUUGGGAGUCUGGGGGUAUUCGAGGACGAGAUGAAGCGUUUGCUGGGCAAGCGGUGGAUUGCAACGGGUGGCAUGCUUCUGAAGAGCAAUAUUAACGGUACAGCGAGCACGAUGCCUGGGAUGGCACCGAGCAGCGGGGCGAACAGCGGCACAAGCACGCCGUUUGGGCACCCGAACUCGCGCUCGGGACUAGGUAGCACGGUGUUUGUGGAGGAGGAUGAGGACGAGGAGAUCGAGGCGGAGAGGAAUGGGAGGACCCCGGUGGUGCGGUUGAACUCGGCGGGUGUCAUUGGAGGUGGGGUUUACGGUAGUGGGGCCUUUGGCGACAGGCUGCGGACGCAGACUGGGGAUACGAUGCUCUCCAGUACGAGCACUGGCUCGGGAGGCCUCGCACCGUCGACCGCGUACACGACACCUGACCUCGGUUCUGGCAAUCUGGGUGUGAUGAACGCCGGCCUGUCAGCGCCGUCGUCUGGGAACGCGAGUGCCAAUGGAAGUGCCGGUGCUGCGACGCCGACGACGCCGACACCCCUCGCCCCAGUCGUGGCUCUGGUAACGUCUGACACGGAGGCGCAGGUUGGCCUGGCGAAGAUCGCUGAGCCUGAUGUGGAUGCGUUCAUGACCUACGCGGCCAUCGUCCCCGAAUUCAGCCGGUUGGAGACGAUGAUCGCCAAAGGCAUCGUCUAA